AUCGGAUCCGGAAGCGGUGGUGCGAUGGCGGAGCUGGUGCAGCGCGGGCUGGAGCGGCGGUUGCCGGAGUUGGAGCGGCUCGAGCGGGCGGGGCUGCUGGAGGCGGCGGAGCGGCGAGCUGUUAUACGGAAGGUGACGGCGCUGGAGCACCGGGUGCAUAGGAGGGUGCUGAGCAAGGACAACUUCAUCAGCUACAUCCAGUAUGAAAUCAACUUUCUGCAGUUGGUGAAGAAGCGUCGAGCGAAAACCGGCUACCACUUUCAGAAAGAGGAGAUUGAAUAUGCCAUCGUUAACCGUGUCCAUGGCCUGUUCCAGCGAGCCCUGGCCAAGUGGAAGGGCGAUGUCCAGUUGUGGCUUUCCCACGUGGCUUUCUGCAAGAAAUGGAAUGCCAAGGUGAGGUUGAGCAAGGUGUUCACUGCCAUGUUGUCGAUACAUCCUGACAAACCAGAACUGUGGAUCAUGGCGGCAAAGUGGGAGAUGGAGGAGCGACUGUCGUCACACAACGCUAGGAACCUGUUCCUGCGAGCUCUACGCUACCACCCCCACACACACAAGCUGCACCACGAGUAUUUCCGCAUGGAGCUGAUGCACGCGGAGAAAGUCCGGAACGAAGAGGAGUGUCUGGAGACGGCAACGGUGGAGCCGGGCGACUCUGUGUCCCGGGGGGACAUCGGCAGCGGGGAGCUGGCACGUCUGGUGUACAAGAACGCUGUGCAGACGGUCACCGGAGACGCCGACUUCCACGUGUCAUUCUGGAACAUCGCCGCGCUCUUCACCUUCACCAGCCGCCUACAGGACGACAUCCUGGCAGACCUGCGGGAGCAGCACCCCCACCGGACACAGACGUGGGACUUCCUGGCGCGGCGAGAGCUGGUGCAGGGGUCAGCGGCCGGAGAGGGAGGGGCCGGCACCCCCGCAGAGCAGCCACGCAGGAGCAGCAAUGCAGCCGAGGUGGCGCGCAAGGAGCAGCGUUGCUGGGACAUGUACGAGCAGGCAGUGGGUGCCGUGCCCACAGCGCACAUGUGGAAAUGUUACGUCACUUUCUGCCACGAGCGCUUCCGCCGAAAGACCAACAACAGUGAACUACGGCGACAGAGACUGGAGCAGUUGCUGUCUGUGCUGGGACGGGCACAGGACACCGCCAUGUUGCCCCCGGACCUGCACCGGACCUGGCUGGCGUUGCUGGUGGGCAGCGGGCAGUGUGAGCGGGCGCUGGUCGAGGCUGAGCGGAUGUGUACCGGUGCCGGCCGCUGUCUGCAGACCUGGCAGAGCGGGCUGGAGGUGUUGGUGGAGCAAGGCUGCCCCCGUGUGGCUGCACUGGUACAGCAGGCAUUGCGUGAGGUCCCCCCCGCGGAGUGUUUGCCCCUGUGGCUCCUGUACCUGGAGUGGAGCGAGACCAACGACUGCCCUGACCACACCGAGACCCUCUACCAGAUGGCCGUGCGGUCGGUGGUUCCGGCCGUGUCGGUGCCGGUGAAGGAGCAAUACCUGGACUGGGGGCUGCGGACCGGCGGCUACAGGAAAGCCCGGCUCGUGUUUGCCCGUCUCCGGGAGGAACGGCCGUUUUCCCUGGAGUUCUUCAGGAAAAUGAUCGCGAUCGAGAAGGACCAGGGUGGCGGGGACAUGCAUCGUCUGCGGGAGUAUUACGAGCGAGCUGUGCGGGAGUUUGGAUCCACUACUGCAGGGCUGUGGCUGGACUACAUUGGCGAGGAGCGUCGGCACGAGCAGGGCAAGGCCGAGCACUCGGGCCCCCUCCACUGGAGGGCCAUGAAGGCGCUGAAGGGGCCUGAGGUGGAGAGCUUCGUGUCUCAGUACACCCUGCUUCAGACCGGGCACCUGGAGCCCACUGACCCACACUGCCCCGGCCCCUCCCUUGAUUCCUGGUGUGCACUCAGGCAGGGGGUGUCGGGGGAGAGGGGGUGGGGGGGGAGGGGUUGUCGGGGGGGAUGGGGUGGGGGGGGAGGGGUUGUCGGGGGGAGGGGUGUCGGGGAACUGCAGCAUCAUCUCUGUAAUUGACAAAUAAAACUCUAGACCCAAUAUGA
Molecule: messenger RNA, 2042 nt
Organism: Amblyraja radiata (thorny skate)
Lineage: Eukaryota; Metazoa; Chordata; Chondrichthyes; Rajiformes; Rajidae
Gene: utp6
Product: UTP6 small subunit processome component
Exons: 20
Coding region: 25-2016 (663 amino acids)
Biological process (GO): maturation of SSU-rRNA from tricistronic rRNA transcript (SSU-rRNA, 5.8S rRNA, LSU-rRNA)
Cellular component (GO): Pwp2p-containing subcomplex of 90S preribosome; small-subunit processome
Molecular function (GO): snoRNA binding; protein binding
Source: RefSeq, a predicted model, not a curated record